UAUAAAUGCUGCCUGGUUCCAUGUCUCAUUCUGAUUUCUGAAGCUGAGGUUGAGACAAGUCAAACCAUUUGAUAGCUGAUCUACGAUACAUCUGCACGGAGAAAUUGAGACGACUCACUUGUUGAGACUUUUUCACAUUGAAAAUCCCAUCGCUUUACUACAUUUUACCAGUGCAAUCUGAAUUAUCCGUAAAAAGUAGACAACAAUGGUUGCAAGUCGGUAAACAGUGUGCGAUUUAUUAGCAAACAAUAGUACAAAACAAAAAAUACAUCAAAUAAUUGUCAUCAUCGUAUUUAAAAACCAAAACUAAUUACUUGAAAUGGCUGCGAUCGGGAGUAGAUUGUUGCAGAACUGGAAGUUAAUAUUCACGAUAGUCUUGCCCCUCGUGCUACUGCCGUUACUAUUUAUAGAAUACGAGGAUGCCGCUAUCUGUAAAACUGCGAGCAAUCAUGGUCCCUCAAAUGUGGCUUUCAAAGCGGCGUAUGUUAUCUUAAUCGUGGCCAUUUUUUGGAUGGUUGAAGCCCUACCACUUGCGGUCACUUCGCUACUUCCGCUUGUUCUCUUCCCCUUCUUAGGGGUACGAGAUUCAUCCUCCGUUUCAGCGUCCUACAUGAAAGAAACGAACGCCAUGUUUUUGGGGGGCCUUAUAAUCGCUUUGGCGGUUGAGUAUUGUAAUUUGCACCGAAGGAUAGCAUUGCGUGUUAUGACAAUUAUUGGGAGUAGUCCGAUAAGAUUGAUGGCAGGAAUAAUGUUAACGACAAUGUUUCUCAGCAUGUGGAUGUCAAAUACGGCGACGGCAGCGAUGAUGGUUCCGAUCGUGCUGGCUAUUGUUGAUGAGUUGCACAAUACACCUGUGGCCACUGAUCGCCCUGAAGGUGGAAAUUCAAGCAAGCGUCCAAGUAAACAAAUGAGCUUAGAAAUGGGGGCAGAGUUCGCUAGUACGAAUCAGCUAACAUCUCAACAAAGUCUGGAGGAUUUGGAGUUGGAAGCAAAACUCAUAAAAAAUAAAAAGAUGUACAUGUUUGCUGUCGCGUAUUCUGCCAACAUAGGCGGCACUGGGGUAAUUACUGGAACGGGGCCUAAUUUGGUCUUUCAGGAUGUUAUUAAGAACGUGGAUGUUGGACAAAAUGGGAAAUAUUUAGACAUGACUUUUGCAACAUGGAUGGCUUUCAACGUUCCAGGAAUGCUUCUCAACAUCUUUGUGGCAUUUGUUUAUCUGACUUUCCAAUUUCAUGGAGUUCCAAAUUGGAGAUAUUGGCCUCUUAUUUCGCUAUGCUCAAAGAAAAGGACUCUAAACUCGGAAGAACAAAUUGAGCGUGUUCGAGAGGAGAAAGUUGCCAAGCUGCUGAUGUCCGAGUAUAGGAAACUUGGUCCGAUGACGUUUCAUGAAAUGGGAGUCGGUUUCGUAUUCUUUACGACUGUGAUGCUCUGGUUGUUUCGCGACCCCAGAUUCAUGCCUGGUUGGGACGAACAAAUUGAAGGUGCAGAGAUCGGAGACGCCACUGCGGCCAUGUUAGGCGUCAUGCUAUUGUUCAUCAUUCCAAAGGACUUGAGCUUCAUUCUUGGAACUGCCAAACCUGGUAAAACUCCAGAGGCACUUUUGGACUGGAAAUUUAUUCAGAAGAAUCUUCCAUGGGGUGUGGUCUUGUUGCUGGGUGGUGGUUUUGCCCUCAGUGACUCUUCUGACGCUUCACGACUGUCGUGUUGGAUUGGUCAACAAUUAGCAAACCUGGAUUCUCUACCUAAUCCGGUGAUUUUAAUUAUCGUAAUGGUUUUGACAGCCCUGGUCACUGAAGUUUGCAGCAAUGUAGCUACCGCAAACGUAAUUUUGCCGAUCCUGCUAACUCUUUCAAGAAGUUUAGGAAUUCACCCCUUAUACCUCACCGUACCAGCAACGGUGACAUGUUCGUAUGCCUUCAUGCUUCCGGUCGCAACCCCUCCGAAUGCUAUCGUGUUUGCUGCUGGAGAUUUGAGAAUCAGGGACAUGGUGAAAGCUGGAGCGUUCUUGAACCUUUCCUGCACAAUUGUGUUCUUCCUAGUCAAUAUUUCAUACGGCGAAUUGCUAUUCAACUAUUCUGGUUAUAUUUAUGAAAAUGCCACAGCCUUUUAAAUGUCGAUGUUGAUAAUUAUUUGAUGAGUGAAAGCUGUGAAGUAAGUAUUUUUUAUUUAUUUUUUAAAUCCCGAUGUACAGUAUAGAUUAAUUUAUUGAAAAAUUGUUGUAUAUUUUAAUACGUAAUCGUAAUAAUAAUUUAUUAACAACAA
Folsomia candida is the source of this 2262-nucleotide messenger RNA. RefSeq names its product solute carrier family 13 member 5. NCBI's taxonomy places the organism in Eukaryota, Metazoa, Arthropoda, Collembola, Entomobryomorpha, Isotomidae. The transcript is spliced from 23 exons. Gene Ontology annotation, cellular component: membrane. Bases 320 to 2110 code for a protein of 596 amino acids. Gene Ontology annotation, biological process: monoatomic anion transmembrane transport; citrate transport. The record is from RefSeq and is a predicted model, not a curated record. Gene Ontology annotation, molecular function: succinate transmembrane transporter activity; citrate transmembrane transporter activity.